Molecule: messenger RNA, 8559 nt
Organism: Cimex lectularius (bed bug)
Lineage: Eukaryota; Metazoa; Arthropoda; Insecta; Hemiptera; Cimicidae
Product: fat-like cadherin-related tumor suppressor homolog
Exons: 44
Coding region: 1-8559 (2852 amino acids)
Biological process (GO): cell morphogenesis; cell-cell junction assembly; adherens junction organization
Cellular component (GO): catenin complex; plasma membrane; adherens junction
Molecular function (GO): cadherin binding; calcium ion binding
Source: RefSeq, a predicted model, not a curated record
AUGCUUUUAAUGCUAGAAGUUAACUCUGCCGAGUUUACAAGAUAUGUUACUCCGAAAGACGUGGAAAGCUCGGGCAGGUCGCCGACGAAAUACGGCGCCAAACUUAAAGCUUUAAUCAAGCCUAAUCCGAGCUAUAUGACUGAAGAAGCUCACCGAAAUAUCCGCACAACAAGUGUUUUUGAUACUGAGACAAAGACACAUUACUGGCUUACAGUUGUCGCCCAAGAUUACGGCGUGGUUCCUCUUUAUUCAACACUGGAGGUCUAUGUGGAAAUCAAAAAUGUGAACGACAAUGCUCCACUGACUAAGGAACCGGUUUACUAUCCUCAUAUUAUGGAAAACUCACCACCUGGAACACCUGUAAUCCAAAUAACAGCUACAGAUCCCGAUUCCCCUACAAUUUUGUACAGGAUAACGUCUGGAAAUCCAGAGAGUUUCUUUUCCAUCGACACUCGCACUGGUGUCAUCUCUACAACUGGAAGAAAAUUAGAUCGAGAAUAUCAAGCAGAACAUGUUUUGGAGAUUACAUUAACUGAUGAUGGAACACCUCCACUGCAUAGUUCAACACGAGUGGUAAUUACCAUAGACGAUGAAAAUGACAACAGUCCACAUUUCCAAUAUAAAUUUUAUAACAUUCACAUUCCUGAAACAAGGCAUCAUGAAGCACCUCUUAUUCAGAUCAUAGCUAUCGACAAUGAUUUAGGAAAUAAUUCUUCCAUAUUCUACGAAGUUAUGUCUGGCAGAGGGAAAAACAAAUUUAAAAUCCACCCCACGGCUGGAGCAAUUUAUUCCCUAAGUUCAUUUCAGCAUGGAGAAGAAUAUGAUUUAUUAGUACGAGCUACAGAUCAAGGAAAGCCUAAUAAAUCUGCCAUAGCAAAAAUCUCGGUUCGAGUCCUUCCAUUACCUGACGAUUCCAAACAUCCACCAGACUGUAAGACCAAAGACCAACAUGUUUCAGUUCAAGAAAGCGAUUCAGUUGGAUUUUUAGUUAUUUUAAUACAGUGUGACGAUUUAGACGGUGAUGUCCUUUGGUACAAUAUUAUAGACGGCGACCCUCGCUCAGAAUUUAUGAUAGUCGGUGACGAAGGUAGCAUACUCUUAGCGAAACGACUAGACUGGGAAGUUCAGUCUAAGUACAAUUUAACCAUCAAAGUUACUGAUGGAAUAUACAAUGCAUACACUCAGGUUUUUGUAUCUGUUGUUGAUAUUAACGAAUACCGUCCCAUAUUUUCUAAACCUAUUUAUACUGCCAACAUAUCCGAAAGUUCUGUGCCUGGAACAGAGGUUGUAAAACUAACAGCUACUGAUGCUGAUCGGGAUAGCAAAGUUGUUUACAGUUUGUACAAUGCUCAAAGCCCUUCAUCGCUUCAUUUGUUUAAAGUAGAUUAUCAGACCGGUUCUCUUUCCGUUGCAAAACCACUGGAUAGAGAAACGAUAGCAGAACAUAUUAUUACAGUCAUGGUAAAAGAUCAAGCAACUCCAGCAAAAAGAAAUUUUGCAAGAGUAAUCAUUAAAGUUAAUGAUGCAAACGAUCACGCUCCUGAAUUCAGCGUGUCUAUUAUGCAAGGACGAGUUUUCGAAACAUCGCCGAUUGGUACUACUGUUCUUUCUUUAAAUGCAGUCGAUAAAGAUCAUGGCAUAAAUGCCAAGGUUGUAUAUUCCUUACAAUCUGGAAAUGUGGGCAAUGCAUUCUUUUUGGAUCCAGUAAUUGGAAGUAUCAAUGUAGCAAGGGAUUUGGAUAUUAGUAUAAUGAAUGAGUACAUGCUUAUAAUAAAAGCCUCGGAUUCUGGAAAUCCUCCAUUAGCUAGUACUAUACCAGUUCAUAUCAUAGUUGUGAUGGCAGACAAUGCGCCACCAAGAUUUACCCGAAGGGAAGUUGCAGCAGAAUUAUACGAGAAUGAGCCAGCAAGAAUUGUAGUGAAGCACCUUGAAGCUAGAAGUACAUCAUCAUUACAUUAUGAAAUAGUGCAAGGAAAUGUGGACAAUGCAUUUUACGUCAAUCCUACUACUGGUGCUGGUGCUAAAGCUGUGUGUCAUGUUGUUGUGCACCUAAUGGACAGAAAUGAUAAUCCUCCUUAUUUUCGUGAAACUUUAUACCAAGGGUGGAUCAAUGAAGGAGCGCCUAUCGCUUCGCUUGUAUUUUAUAAUCAAAGUUCCCAUCUUGUAUUAGCGGCUUCAGAUGAAGAUUCUCAGCUGAAUGCUUUAUUGCAAUACGACAUUGUUGAACCAGGGCCUCAGAGAUGGUUUCACAUUGAUUCUACAACAGGUGCAAUAAGAACAAUAGCAACAUUAGAUCAUGAAACAGAUCCGUUAAUAGAAUUCCACGUAAAAGUCACCGACUUAGGAAAACCUCGCCUUUCUUCAGAAACGCUUGCUAAAGUUGUGAUAAAAGUGAAUGAUAUUAAUGACUGCAGCCCAAAAUUUUCUCAACGCAUUUACAAUACGUCUAUCCUAACACCAACUUACGCAAAUAUUGCAGUUCUGCAGCUGAAUGCCACUGACAAAGAUUCAGCAAACAUUACAAAACUCUCUUUUUCUAUACGCUCAGGUAAUGUGGAUAAUGUUUAUAGUAUCGGGUCUGAAACAGGAAUCAUUACUGUUCACGAUCCAAUCAGUGGUGCCAAAACCGCACCACAUAGACUUAGAGUAGCUGUCACCGAUGGAAAAUUUGUUGAUGAAGCGAUGGUGUACAUUACCUGGGAACACAGCCAAGAUUCAGGAUUGAAAUUUCAAAGAUCAAUUUAUCAUGGAUCUGUACUUGAAAAUUCGACGAAAUCAAUAACCGUAGCUGUAGUUACUGUAUUAGGAAGCCAUUUGAAUGAGCAUUUAACUUUUUCGAUACUAAACCCAUCACCAUAUUUUACUAUUGGACCUACUUCGGGUGCAUUGAGAACAACAGGUGUAAGAUUUGAUAGAGAACACCAAGAACGCUAUCAACUGAUAGUCCAGACAAGAAGUAAAGAGUCAAGGGAAGAUGAAAUUCGAGUCGCCCAUGUGGCAGUAAAUGUCACCGUUUUAGAUAUAAAUGAUAAUUGCCCGAUGUUUGUCAAUUUACCGUAUUAUGCUGUUGUGUCAGUCGAUGCCAAGAAAGGAGAUGUAAUCACAAAGGUGCAUGCGAUAGAUUUAGAUAAAGGAGAAAACGGAGAAGUUCGUUAUGAACUUAUAAGAGGAAGCGGUGAUCUGUUUAAAGUAUGCAGGAAAACAGGAGAAGUUACACCAAAACAAGCAUUAGAAGGACAUAAUAGAGAGUACCAAUUAAUUAUAGCUGCUUAUGAUGGAGGGAGUACACCUUGCUCAACUAAAGUUAACGUUGUCGUGAAAGUUAUGGAUAGAUCAAUGCCGAUUUUUGACAAACAGUUUUACACAGUGUCUACACUAGAAAAUAUAGAUCUUCAUUCUCCUUUAUCGAUUUCUAUACAAGCAGAAUCGCCAUUAGGAAGAAAAUUGAUUUAUUCUAUUGUUAGUGGCAAUAAUGACGAGAAGUUUGCUGUCGACUUCAAUACAGGUGGACUGUAUGUGGUGGAUGAGCUAGACUAUGAGACGCAACAAGAAUAUGCCCUUUAUAUAAGGGCGACAGAUAGUGUAUCUGGUGUCUCAGCCGAUGUACCAGUAAACGUUCUAGUUCUCGAUGUAAACGAUAGCCCUCCAGAAUUCAUGGAUGAUGCUUACAAUGUAUCUGUAUCUGAAGCUGCACCGUUCGGGACAAUCAUAUUAAAAUUAACUGCUCACGACAAUGAUACGGGUUUAAAUGCGAAAAUUAGAUAUUCACUGAAGAACGAUAAUAACACAACGGAAAACUUUCAUAUUGAUCCUGAAGAUGGUUCGAUAUAUUUAAAACGCUCUUUAGACCAUGAAACACAAACUCUACAUCACAUAGUUGCAAUCGCUACCGACUGCGGUAUUCCUAAUCUGUCGAGCUCAGUGCAUGUUUGGAUUAAAGUUCUUGACAUGAAUGAUAAUCCUCCGAAGCUUGAAAAAAAUAUUUACGCUUGGCUCUCGGAAGAAGCUAGCAGAGGACAAGUUGUGACUAUAGUCACAGCGAGUGAUCGUGAUUCAGUUGAUCACAAGAGAUUAGUAUAUAGCAUAGUCGGUGGAAACCAACAGCAGACGUUUUUCAUGGAUCCAACAACAGGUACACCUGUUGUUAAAGUUACAGCGACUGACAAAGAUUCGGAUCCGUACGGCUACGUCAGCUAUUUCAUUAGCUCGGAUAAAAUUUUAGAAUCCUUCGAAAUUUACAAUUUGACAGGAGAAAUCAUGACAAAAGUAUCUCUCGAUAGAGAAAAACAAAAAGUUUAUGAAAUUCCAGUUGUUGCAAUAGAUACUGGAGGAAAAGUAGGAUUUUCUAUUGUCCGCGUGUGGAUUUCUGAUGCAAAUGACAACUCUCCUGUUUUCGUCUUGCCAGAAUACAAAGCCUGCAUUCACAGCAAUUUUUCUAUAAAUUCUGUAUUUUUAAAGGUAAAAGCUGUUGAUAAAGAUGAAGACCAUUCUGCACAAAUUGAAUAUUCAAUUUAUGAAAAAGAAGCCAGUGGGGUGAGAGAUCUAUUUCAAAUAAACAAGAAUACAGGCGGUCUGUCUCUUCUAAGAUCAGCUUUACCAUCAGAAAACCAGAUGUUCCAGUUUUUUAUUCGAGCUACAGACAAAGGCUUCCCUCCAUUGCACUCUGACGUUCCGGUUGAUAUUUAUAUAAUGUCGCAGAAAGAUGUUUCACCGAUGUUCGAAAGAAGGGAUGAUAAAUUUUUCGUCACUGAGAGUGCUGCACCAGGAACUGUAAUAACAAGAGUGAAAUUGAUAACGGAAAUGCCUGUCAACUACAGACUUCUCUCUGGCAAAGAUUAUUUUAUUAUUGAUCCAAGUGGGGUAAUUUCUUUAAGCGGGCGUCUAGACAGAGAGUUAUUCCCUUCACAUGUAAUCGGCGUAUUAGCAUAUACAGAAUCUAGCCCACCAUUGACCGCAGUUACAGAAAUUUCUCUUCAAGUAUUGGACUCGAAUGAUAAUAAACCUAUUUUCGACAGCGCUGAAUACAAAAUAAAAAUCGCUGAAAAUAUCAAGGAAGGAAGUCCAAUUUUAAAAGUGCAUGCAUCAGACGCCGAUGAAGGUACAAAUGGUGAGAUCCAAUAUUCUCUCACCGGGCCUGGAACUGCAAUAUUUUCUAUUGAUUCUCACACAGGAUGGAUAAUAUCCCUUGUAGCUUUAGAUCGGGAAAUUACCGAACAUUAUACAUUAACUGUGAUAGCAUCCGAUAGUGGCGCACCAACACACACUUCAAAUGCGACAGUUUUUAUCACUCUAAUUGAUUAUAAUGAUAAUCCACCAAAAUUUGUUAAGAAUUCUUAUUCUGCAUCGGUAAGCGAAAAUGCGAUGGCUGGUACUGUCGUAGUGCAGGUAUCCAUCACAGACCGAGAUAGUGAAAGCUCGAACAUCGUAUUCUAUAUUAUUGGUGGAGACCCUCAUAGCCAAUUUGAUGUGAAAUUAAGUGGUGAGGUUUAUGUCACUCGGCCGCUGGAUAGAGAAGCUAUUGACAAAUAUAAACUGUCCAUUUUUGCUACUGAUGGGAAACAUUCUACUGUAACAACUCUUUAUGUGGACGUUUUGGAUGAAAAUGAUCAAGAACCAUACUGUUUGCUCUAUCGUUAUAAGGAGACGAUUUCAGAAGCGGUUCCUCCUGGAUAUUACAUUCUUACUGUGAAGGCAGUCGAUCUCGAUUUAGGUUCUAAAUUAAAAUUCUAUUUAACAGGGGAUAAUGCAGAAUAUUUUAAUUUAGAUAGAACAACAGGAGAACUGAAAACGCUUAAGAGUUUGGAUCGCGAAAGAAUAUCCGAAUUUCAUUUAACCGCUCAUGUACAAGAUCGUGAGCAUAUUGAAUGGGAGUGUAUUUCGCACAUCGACAUAACUGUUCUUGAUGUAAAUGACAAUGCUCCUGUCUUUUCGUCGUCCAAUUUAUCUGUCAGUGUUUCUGAAGGGGCUUCGAUCGGAAGCCUCGUCACUAAAAUCCAUGCUAUAGACGAUGACAUAGGUGUAAACAGGAAAAUUAGAUAUGUAUUAGUGGAUUCAGCUGAUGGUCAUUUUAAAAUAGUAUCUGACAGCGGAAUAAUUACUCUUGCUCGAGUCUUAGACCGAGAAACUAAGGAUUCGUACAAUCUCACAGUCAAGGCUGUGGACCAGGGGCUUCCCCAGCUUUGGAAUGUUGCUUCGCUCACAGUCCAUGUGCUAGACGUCAAUGAUAAUCCACCUGAAUUCCAAACAAGAACACACCACGCGUCGAUACCCGAGAAUGCCGCUAUAGAUACCCAUGUGACACAGGUCAUGGCGACGUCGAUAGAUGCUGGCAUCAAUGCUCAAAUUGAAUAUUCAAUUGUCGGUGGUAAUGAACACGGAAAAUUUGCAAUUGAAUAUGACACAGGAAUAAUAACUAUUGCUCAACCUCUUGAUUAUGAAAGAGCUCGUGAAUACCUUAUUACCGUUCAAGCUACUGAUUUGGGUGUACCACCCUUAUCAAAUCAAGCGACAGUAAAUAUAACUGUUCUAGACAGCAAUGAUAAUGCACCUGUGUUUUCUGAAGUAUCUUAUUCUGCAAAAAUAGCCGAAGACGCCAUGAUAGGUGAAAUUGUAGCUCAGGUUUCUGCUACUGAUCUAGACACCGAAGAAAAUGGAGAUGUAACGUAUUCUAUAGAAAGGGGUGAUGCACACCAACAAUUUUCAAUUCACCCUAAAACUGGAGAAGUUUCUGUAAUUCAGCCAUUAGAUCGAGAACUUGUUUCCAGUUAUGUUCUACAAAUCCGAGCUAGUGAUAAUGGAGAGUCAGUGCUAUCAAGUUCAGCAAUUUUAAAGAUUGAAGUCUUAGAUGUAAAUGACAACCCUCCUCUUUUUACACAAACAAAUUAUACCGUUAUUGUGCAGGAAGAUAAACGUCCAGGAUGGAUUGUUUGUCAGCUUCUUGUUACAGAUAGUGACAUUUCUCCAAAUGCGGGACCAUUUAUUUUUGAUAUUCUUGCUAAAAAAGGAGUAUCGGCCUUUAGAAUAGAAAAGGAUGGUACAAUUCGAACUGCAGCUCUAUUAAGUCAUAAACUUGAGAGUACUUACACAUUGCACGUUCGCGUUUUUGAUAAUGGGAAUCCUCCUUUGUACUCAGACACUUGGGUAAUCGUGAAGGUUAUUGAAGAAUCCCAAUAUCCACCUAUUGCAACUCCUCUUGAUAUUUGGAUCGGUUCUUACCAAGAAAGAUGGGAUGGAGGAGAAAUAGGACGUGUCCAUGCUACAGAUCAGGAUCAAUUUGAUAUUCUGAAUUUUUCACUUGUGCCUUCACAUCAAGUACCUGGCAUAUCACCUUAUAACUUCAUAACUACACAGAGAAAACGUUUAUUAAAAGAAUUGCGAUUAGUGUUAAAGAAAGAAGUGUCAUUAAUAAGUGUUCAAGAUAGUGGCAGUGGCGAUACUGACGUUUUGUUAUUUAUUAAAGGAGGAGUAGAUAUUCAAUCGUUAAAUUCUGCCUUGUUGACAAUGAAUCUACCGCUACUUCAACUAGAAUGUAAUUGUUUAAACGGGGCGUUGUGUCGUCAGCGGAUUGCAUUGAACCCAGAGAGGGUCAUAACAAUUUCAAGUGAUUUGAUUUCAUUUGUUUCUCCAUCUCAUUCCCACGAUGUUUACUGUGCAUGCAACCUCGGAUAUUCUGGAGAACGGUGUGAUGAAUUGAUCCCACCUGCACAAUGUGAAUGUCCACCGUCUCAAACGUGCAUCGCGCAGCCGGCUCCACCGGGCUUCGUUUGCGCUCCUCCUUCUCCCGCUUCACCUCUUUGCUCUCCAAACCAUACCUGCCCACCUCCACAAACUCCAUCGUUCAAAUCCGCUUUUUCCAUAAUUACAUGGCAGCAAUUGAUGAUUGCUGGAAUCAUCAUUAUUAUAAUUUUAGUUUUGUGCCUAACAUGUUUAAUAUGCAAAUGCUGUUGUCGAAAUUCGCGACAAAAUGAUUUAGACAAAACUUCCUCCGUGUUGAAUUCUGAUGUCAAAAGAACGUCGAAACUGAGCAAUUUAGAAGUGACCCAGUGCAUCCCUCGUCCUGCUUCCUACACUUCAGGUUCACACAAUGACGUUUAUGCUGGCCCGUUGAACAAUUUAGAUACCGUACGUAGUUAUGGUUCAGCUGGUGAUGAAUUAGAGAGUGUCCCUCCUGAUUAUGUUAAAAAUCUAAAUCGCAAUGCCAACAGUCCAGGACAUAAAAUUAAUAACGGUUAUCAUUGGGAUUGCUCAGAUUGGGUCCGGCCAAAUCAAAAUCCUCUCCCAAAUAUUACGGAAGUUCCAGGAAGCGAGGUACCCGAUUCAUCAAGCUUCCACAGCAAUGACAGCAAUGACUCCAAUACCGUUCAGCAAGGCCAGCAUCAUGCACAGUCAACUAUCAUAGACCCAGCUAGAGAUUUAGCAACCUUAGACGAAGAGCUUUAUAUGACAUAUCGCAGUGAGGAAGAUGAUGUUAUCACAUAUGGAUUCCCCCAGAGAUAUCCGAGUCAAAGUGAUGUUUCAACAAAUUUGUGUGAUAUAGAAGAUUCUGAUGUGCCAACGUAG